Messenger RNA from Xiphias gladius (swordfish), 667 nucleotides. It is a transcript of the gene bet1l, whose product is annotated as Bet1 golgi vesicular membrane trafficking protein-like. The record is from RefSeq and is a predicted model, not a curated record. Gene Ontology annotation, biological process: regulation of retrograde vesicle-mediated transport, Golgi to ER; retrograde transport, endosome to Golgi. The transcript has 4 exons. Bases 6 to 380 code for a protein of 124 amino acids. Gene Ontology annotation, molecular function: SNAP receptor activity. Lineage: Eukaryota; Metazoa; Chordata; Actinopteri; Istiophoriformes; Xiphiidae. Gene Ontology annotation, cellular component: Golgi trans cisterna; SNARE complex.
CGUGCAUGAAUAAAACCUGUAAACAGCUGAUCGUGACGUCACUCACCAACAUGGCGGACUGGAACAGAGGUCAUGGCUCUGUGGACGACAUGCUAGAUGCUGAAAACAAGAGGCUGGCUGACAACCUGGCCACCAAAGUCUCUAGACUGAAAUCCCUGGCGUACGACAUCGACAGAGAAGCUGAGGAUCAGAACGAUUAUCUGGACAACAUGGACUCAAACUUCCUGAGUGCGACGGGCCUGCUGAGUGGCAGCGUAAAGCGUUUCUCCACCAUGGUCCGAUCCAGCAGAGACAAUCGACGGAUCCUAUGCUACGUCUCCGUGGGCCUGGUCCUGGUCUUCUUCCUGCUCUACUACCUGGUCUCCAGGAUUCAACGCUGACAUGAAAACCAGAUCAGCCUGGAGCUGGUCUUGAUGUGGGGCUGAGACUUUUGACUCCGAAGUCAUACCUGAUAGAUUUAAAUCAUCUCUAUGGUUUGCCUACCCAGGAGGAGACUUUUUAUUCUGCACCAACGUGAGAAAACAAACAGGAAACAGACAGAAAACAUUUCGUUGCUUUGUUGAACCCACCAGCAAGGAGUGUCGGACACAGUAGCAGUCGUGGUCAUAACAUCAACACUAGAGUCUAAAAAACACAAACCAAUAACAAAAAACAAACAAACAAACAA